AUGGAUCAUUUAAAAAAUUUAAUAGCAGGUGCUUUAUCAGGUGUAGUAGUUGAUAGUGUGUUAUUUCCAAUUGAUAAUUUAAAAACAAAAGCACAAGUUAAAAAUUCUUUUUCCAUUUUUGAAACAAAAAAAUUAUAUAGUGGAAUUUUACCAACCCUAAUAGGUACUGUUCCAGCAAGUGCUUUUUUUUACUGUUUUUAUGAAUUGUCUAAAAAAUUGUUAACAGAAUACAAUGAACAUAUUAACAAAAGUCACUUAUACCUAAUUUCGACAAGUGCAGCAGAAAUUACAUCAUGUAUAGUGAGAUUACCAUUUGAGGUAGUGAAACAAAAAAUGCAAAUAUCUUCUAAUAAUUCUAUGAUGAAUAUAAUAUAUGAUAUUUCAAAAAAAGAAGGUUUAGGCAAAUAUUUAUUUAAAAGUUAUUUAAUUAUGAUAGUAAGAGAAAUUCCCUUUGAUUGUAUUCAAUUUUUUUUAUGGGAAACGUUUAAGGAAAAAGCAAAAAAAGAUUUUGGUAAAUUCUCUGAUAAAUAUCCCACUGUUAUGUCCUCCAUGUGUGGUGGUUUGGCAGGUGGAAUAGCUGGGUUCCUUACUACACCAAUAGACGUUAUAAAAUCUAGACAGAUGAUAUAUGGAAAACAUUUAAAAGAAACUAUUAGAGAAAUAGCAAGUGAAGGGUAUUUAUCAUUUUAUAAAGGAUGCUAUUUUAGAACAAGUUAUUUAUUUUUUGGUGGUAUUUUAUUUUUUGGGUCUUUAAACUUUUUUUCUUUACUUUUAGAGAAUAAAAUAUGCUUUUGA
Molecule: messenger RNA, 795 nt
Organism: Plasmodium relictum
Lineage: Eukaryota; Apicomplexa; Aconoidasida; Haemosporida; Plasmodiidae
Product: mitochondrial carrier protein, putative
Exons: 7
Coding region: 1-795 (264 amino acids)
Cellular component (GO): mitochondrial inner membrane
Molecular function (GO): S-adenosyl-L-methionine transmembrane transporter activity
Source: RefSeq, a predicted model, not a curated record